Scaptodrosophila lebanonensis is the source of this 2595-nucleotide messenger RNA. RefSeq lists its product as uncharacterized. The record is from RefSeq and is a predicted model, not a curated record. Gene Ontology annotation, biological process: adenylate cyclase-activating G protein-coupled receptor signaling pathway; G protein-coupled adenosine receptor signaling pathway. Bases 90 to 2429 code for a protein of 779 amino acids. The transcript is spliced from 3 exons. Gene Ontology annotation, cellular component: membrane. NCBI's taxonomy places the organism in Eukaryota, Metazoa, Arthropoda, Insecta, Diptera, Drosophilidae. Gene Ontology annotation, molecular function: G protein-coupled receptor activity.
GAUUCGCCUUUCAGACUUUUCCACACCAACUGCACUUUAACUUUACACUGGUCUGCGAAGAGAAGCGAGCAUCCAAGCGAGCAUCCAAAAUGUCCGAGUUUCGCUUUUUCGCGUACACGGACUACGCCUACACGACAAAUCAAACGCAGAAUAUCCUCAAUCUGCCGAUCUCACCAUUUCACGCUUCCGCCCAAACAGAAGAUAAGCAGUCCGAUAUACCCUCCGGAGAGCUGAACAUUCCGUACACUGUCUUCGAAAUUCUGGUGGCCAUCGUGAGCGUCAUUGGGAAUCUCAUGGUCAUCAUUGUGUUCCGGCGGGAGCGCAAGCUACGUCGUCGCACCAACUACUAUAUCGUCUCGCUGGCCAUUGCCGAUUUUCUGGUGGGUUCUCUGGGUGUUCCGUUUGCAAUUCUGGCAUCGAUCGGACUGCCACACAAUUUGCACGCCUGCCUGUUCACAGUGUCGCUGCUGGUGGUCCUCUGCACCAUUUCCAUAUUCUGCCUCGUGGCCGUCUCCGUGGAUCGCUACUGGGCUAUUUUAUAUCCCAUGGCCUACUCGCGCAAUGUGCGGACAAGAACGGCCAUUAUCAUUAUUUCCUUGUGCUGGGUAGCUGGCACUAUUGUCGGCUUUUUGCCGCUCUUCGGCUGGCACGCCCACGCCGACCAUGGGAAAUGCCUAUUCGUCGAGGUCAUGGACUAUAAUUAUCUAGUGUUCCUGUAUUUUGCCACCAUUAUCACGCCCGCGAUACUCAUGCUGGCCUUCUACACGCACAUCUAUCGUGUCAUCAUCAAGCAGGUGCGCCAGAUAGUGACCAUGAAUCCUGCUUCGGACCUAAGUCGGCGAUCCUCUACCGCCCAGAUCCAAGUGACGACGACACCGGGUCGCGGUGGAACCAUGUUGCGUGUUUUGGGGGCAGCUCGCAAACGGGAUGUUAAGGCUACACAGAAUCUGUCUAUUAUAGUGCUCUUCUUUAUGAUCUGCUGGAUACCGCUAUACACGAUCAACUGCAUUAAGGCCUUCUGUCCCGAUUGCUAUGUGCAUCCUAAGCUGACGCUCUUCUGCAUUAUUCUGUCGCAUCUGAAUUCAGCUGUCAACCCAGUGCUCUAUGCCUAUCAUCUUAAGGAUUUCCGCGCCGCGCUCAAGAAUUUGCUGUUGAAGCUAAUGGGUGUGGAUAUUGAUCAGCAGGCCGAGGCCAACCAUCGCUUCUCACUGGCCAGCCAGCAUCGGCUGCAAUCCAUGGACUCAAAUGUGCGAUCCACUCAGCCGCGCAUCUAUGUAGGUAAGUACUCCCCUAUUUGGUUGCGUCAGCAACAGGAGGCGCUCAAGAGCUCACAGCUUCUGCCCAAGUGUGGCGUCGUCAAGCCCUGCUUUAACAACAUUAACCAGACAGUGGCGGCGGUGGCUUCUGUGACGACAGAUAUUGAGCGCGAGAUGUGGAACAUUGUGGAGGCCUCGAGUGGGGCAGAGCUGGGCGAGGUGAGCUACGAGUUUCCUAGUGGUAAGCAGGACAGCGAUGGGGACAGCAGUAGCAGUCAACAGCCGCCAGGGUCGCAGCGUGCGCCUCAGCAGGCACAUCAGGAGCGCCUGGACAGCGCCUACUCCUAUGACAACCAAAACUUUUCAAGCAGCGCCGAUGAUGAGAAUAUGGACGAUGAUGAUGACGAUGCUGUGGAGUUUGAGGAUGUCUUUGUGCCGCAGGGUGCCGUCGAUCCCGCCCAGCUGAGACGUUCACUGGCCUGUGUGAUGCGCAAUAAGUUGCGUAGCGACGAGACUGACUUCCAGGUGGCCAGUGAGAGUGCGCUCUACAGCUGCAGCGAGUCGCAGCGGGAGCUGCCGAAGCCCAGCUCCACGCACACCUCUCCCACAAACGGCAGAUUGCUGUUCACCGGCGGCUCGAACAGCGCCCACUGCCUGCCCAGCGCCUCCGUUGUCUACACCAUCGACUGCGAUACAAAUCCGCUAUCGCCGAUUCACAGACCGAAGUAUCGCAAGGCUACUACGCUCACGCGCAACUCGCGCAUGAAAAGCCGCUCCUGUUCCUGCAACAGCGAUGUCGCUCCUAGCGAUCCCACUGUGCAGAAGAACAACAACAACAACAUCAACAAUAAUCUCAGCGAUAGGCCAGAGUCGGGACAAACGCCGCCAGUGCCGUCGUCACAUCUUCACGAAAGCUUUUUCAGUCCACUAAAGUCGAUGGGUAGCUUCAUGCUGCCCAUUGGCAAACAUUCCAAUCUAUUUCAUUUAUUCCAAACCCAUUCGACAAGCUCGGAAAACUCAGUGCCAAGUGGAACAGGGACGCCCACGCUAUCAGCGACGCCUAUGCCUGCGCCGCUGGUAUCCAACGACACGUCGGCACCUGCACCAGCGCCAGCGCCAGCACCAACACCAGCACCAGCAACAUCCCUAAUCCCUGCCAGCUCUGAAAGUUGACCGGCGGACAUCGUCACGCUGCUUCCAAACGGAAACCUAUAGAAAAAUACUCGCGAAUUAAAAGCUUUCCAGCUAAGUGGUCGUUGUUGCUAACUCGCUCGCUCCUCUAAUACUAUUAAAAUAAGAGUUGUUUUAGAGAAUUGGUGUCAUUAAUUAUAGCAUUGAA